AUGGUUUCAGAUGGAAACUCCCCCGGCAAUGAAGUGAAGCCAGAUAGCAGCAGUCAAGGUCAAGUGAGCGAGGUGGUCCACUUGCAGGAUGUCCUGGCCCUGGAUGCUGGAGGGUGCAAGCCUAAGGUGCUGCUGCCGCCCUGGGCGUGCCAAGGGCCAGAGGUGAGCAGGUUUGUCCUGGCCACCUCCAGAGUCAGAUCAAGAUUUGAGGUGAGCCGGGGCAGUGGUGUGGAGUACCCCGGGGAUGCUCUUGUUGAGGGCAACAGUGACGUUUUCUAUUUUGUUGUCUUAGGUACCGUGAGCAGGUGUGGAGCUGAAGCUUGGAGAGAGCAGCUGCCAGAGCGGACCGUGGGGAAUGUGUUGACAUUUGUGGUCCCCAAGGCCGAUUCCCAUCCCUGCAGUCACCGAUGCUACCGCUUUUCCCAGAAUCUGCCCUUCCAGGUCAUGGAGCAGCAGUUGGAAGAUGUGUUGAUGUGUCUUUGUCAGUGGAGUGUUGAUGAGGAAGCCAGGCCUGCUGAGGAGGAAGAUGAGGAGGUGUGUGAGGAUGGAGACAGCGGCCACCAAAGGCUGGGGAAGGCACAGAUCCAGCUCCUGCUUGAAUUUGAACAUAACCUUUUCCUCUCAAGGUCACCGGCGAGCCUGGGACAGGACCUGAGCCAGAGCUUGUUGGGCCCUGGCAGCGAGAGGCUAGCAGCAAAUGGUGCUGGAGAGUUUUUGGGAGCGCUGUGGGUCACCGGCGAGCCUGGGACAGGACCUGAGCCAGAGCUUGUUGGGCCCUGGCAGCGAGAGGCUAGCAGCAAAUGGUGCUGGAGAGUUUUUGGGAGCGCUGUGGCCCAGGGCCAAGCUGGAGAAAAGGUAGAGAGAGUGGCAAGUGGGAGUCCCAUGUUUAGAUCUGCCUUUGGAUUCCAGUUCCUCCCGGGGGGUCUGUGCUGCUCAAAGUACAAAGGAAGGAGAUGUUGGAGUACCUGUUUGUUCCCCUGUGGAGCUUGGAAGAGAUGCUGAGGGUGAAAUUCCAGGGAAGCUGCGCUUGCAGAGCGACUGGAGUGCGAAGCAGUGGCAGCUGUUUGCCGUGGGCCGGUUUCCCCCCUUCGCUUGGGUUCCCUGCUGCUCCUGGGAAUCCCUCAGCACCUUUGCUUUUGCAAGUGCUUUGCUGAAGGGUUUCUGAAUGUGGCAGUGAGCUUCUCUGUUCCUGUUUCUAUGGAGGAUCUGUUUCAGGAAAUGUCUCCUUAUCUGGAUGGAUUCACAAGUUCCUGUUAAAGCACCCAAACACAACAGAGGGAAUCCUGGAGGAGGUGGAAAACGCUGUCACUCCAUCAGUGGAAUUCCUGGGCAAUGGAAAGCAGCAGAAGCAGCAAGAACAGAGUUGGAAGCAGGCUCCAGCCGGGCUCACCAGUCAGCCGGGCUAUCCAAGUC
Messenger RNA from Corvus hawaiiensis (hawaiian crow), 1413 nucleotides. RefSeq lists its product as uncharacterized. NCBI's taxonomy places the organism in Eukaryota, Metazoa, Chordata, Aves, Passeriformes, Corvidae. The coding region runs from base 1 to 1002 and encodes 333 amino acids. The transcript has 13 exons. The record is from RefSeq and is a predicted model, not a curated record.